UUUAAGUAAACUCUCCAAUCAUGGAAGACGCCACCGUCGCCGACGAUAUCGACAGCCGCUGCUCCACUCCCUUCGUCAGCGCCCCUUCCAGUCCCGGCCGCGCCACUCUUCUCUCCGGAUUCUACUUCAGCGCACCCGCCAGCCCCAUGCAUUUCGUGCUCUCCGCCACUGCUCUCAAAUCCUACCCCUCCGCCGCCGAUUCCAGCUGCUUUGAUUUCGAUUUCUCAGCCACGCUGCCAUCCACCGCCGCAAACUCGCCGGAACACAUGAGCUCCGCCGACGAGUUGUUCUUCAACGGUCAGAUCCGGCCAAUGAAGCUCUCUGCUCACCUCCAGCGCCCUCAGAUUCUCGAUCCGCUAAUCGAAUCGGAGGAAGGCAGAGAUUUGAAGCUCCGCGGCGGAUCGGUGCGGCGGGGUACCAGAUCCAUGUCGCCGAUGGGGAGCCAAACGACGCCGUUGGAGAAAUCCGGAGAAAUCGAGGAGAAAGGAGCGGCGAGGUCUUCGUCGAAGCGGUGGAUAUUGCUGAAGGAGUUGGUGUACAGAAGCAAGAGCGAAGAGCGAAACGAAGGCCACAAGUUUUGGGGAGGCCUGUCGAAGAAAGUGGCGCACAAGGAGAAGGAGAAGAAAAAGAGAAAUAAUGAUGGCGGUAAGAGGAGGGUGGUCUCGGCGUCAGCGCACGAGCUGCAUUACACAGCCAAGAGAGCGAAGGCGGAGGAGUUGAAGAAGAAGACGUUCCUUCCGUACCGGCAGGGGCUGCUUGGGUGUUUGGGCUUCAGCUCCAAUGCCUUUCCCAAAGCUUUCACUACUGUUUCUUCUAGCUAACAACCACACACACACACACACACACACAUAUAUAAUAUAUAUGAUGAAAUGAAAUCAAAUGGGUGGGUGCAUGGAUUAGCAGCGAUUCAAAAUCAUUAUAUGAUGAACUAGUAUACUUUUUUCUAUCAAUUGCAUGCGAUGGAAGUAGUCAUUAACUCAUUAUUUUGUUACCACUUUCUAUCAUCUAUGAUUGUUAUAUGAGGAUAGAAUUGGGUAGAAAUUAAUCCUUCCGUAAAAUUUAAUUUUGAUCAUUGAUCUUUAUAUAAUUCAAGAUGUAAUCUAAAUUGAUGAUUUAUGACUAUAUACGUACAAGGCAAUAAUUCGCUGCAUUAAAUGAUACUAAGUCAUCAACAAAUCAUGAAAU
Molecule: messenger RNA, 1185 nt
Organism: Salvia splendens (bonfire salvia)
Lineage: Eukaryota; Viridiplantae; Streptophyta; Magnoliopsida; Lamiales; Lamiaceae
Exons: 1
Coding region: 21-821 (266 amino acids)
Source: RefSeq, a predicted model, not a curated record